Panicum virgatum (switchgrass) is the source of this 1083-nucleotide messenger RNA. RefSeq names its product PRELI domain containing protein 3A-like. Gene Ontology annotation, biological process: phospholipid transport. The record is from RefSeq and is a predicted model, not a curated record. Gene Ontology annotation, cellular component: mitochondrial intermembrane space. The transcript has a single exon. NCBI's taxonomy places the organism in Eukaryota, Viridiplantae, Streptophyta, Magnoliopsida, Poales, Poaceae. Bases 159 to 749 code for a protein of 196 amino acids. Gene Ontology annotation, molecular function: phosphatidic acid transfer activity.
UACAAAAACCGCCUCUCCUCCACAACUUCCCCCCUUUCCUACCUCCUCCGUCCUCAUCCCCACCUCGCCUCGCCAGCCACCCUCGAACCCUCGCCGCAAGAAAGGAGAAAUCAAAUCAAGCCAAAACCCCGCGACCCCACGAGGCCAAGCCCCGCGCCAUGGUGGUGUACACGCAGGAGCACGUCUACCGGCACCCGUGGGACCGCGUGACUGCGGCGGCGUGGCGCAAGUUCACGGACCCGGCCUCCCGCACGGCGCUCUCCCACGUCGCCGACGUCCACACGCUGCACCGCCGCCUCGACUCCGGCACGGGCCGCCUCCACGCCGCGCGCUCCAUCACGGUGCGGUCCCCGCUGCUCCCCUUCAUCCUGCGCCGCCUCCUCCCGUCCGCCGCGGCCUCCCCCAACGGCGCCGCGCUCUGCCACUGCGUCGAGACGUCGCUCGUCGACGCCCAGCGCCGCGCCAUGGACGUCGUCGUGCGAAACGUCAGCCUCCGGGGCAUCAUCGAGGUCGAGGAGCGCGCGUCCUACAGGCCCCACCCGGACCGCCCCGACGAAUGGACGCAAUUCAGGCAGGAGACCACGAUCCGGUGCCGCCCGCUUGCGGCCCUCGCCGCCGUCGCCGAGAAGGUCGAGACCCGCUGCGCCGAGAGGUUCCUGCAGAACAGCGCCAAGGGGAGGGAGGUCGUCGAGCGGAUCUGCCGGUACCUCGAGGCCGAGUCCGCCGGCGCCGCGCCCUCCGCAGUCUGAUCUGACCUGAUCUGGUUUGCGCCUCUUUACUUGAUCUGAUCGGAUCGCAAAGGGUUCGCUCGAUCUGUACUGCGUGCGCUCGGACAAAUCGAACCUCGCCUCCUAGGCGCCUGUUUUUUUUCUUUUCUUGUGUAUGAUGAUAUGAUGAGCUAAAUCCGGAAUGGAAUAAAGCUUGAGGUCAUAGACUUAAUUAUUCUGUUGUCUGUGGAGCUGUUUUAACCCCUGCUUUUGGUCAUAGCCUUGCCAAAUUUUACUCUGCCAUGAACUCUGUUGCUUAUUGUUCAAAUUUGACAGAUUGGUUAAUGCUCUUACUUCUAUCAAGUAGAUUUAUUUA